UAUAUACUGUGAUUAGAAUAUACUUUUAGCAGAUGUAUUUUUAAAAAUAUUUAUCAUAUCAUGACUGAAAUAUCUGUAUCUGCACCUGGAAAAAUCAUUCUGCAUGGUGAACAUUCUGUUGUUCAUGGUAAAAAAGCCAUUGCUUGUGCCAUUGAAUCUCGAGUUUUUGUGAGAGCUACAACAUCAAACUCAAACGAUGGAGUUAUUUCAGUUUUAAUGUCAUCCCUUCAUGACAAGCAAAUAACAGUUCAAAUCAACGAAUUUUGUUUUUUUUGUGACAAACUGAAAGAUGAAGAAAAUCCUGGUAUAGAGAUUGAAAAAUAUUGCGCAGAGACGUUAUCGGAACAUGCUAAUGAAUUCAUGAGGCUUGCCAUGUCAUGUCUUCUGUAUGCCUACUAUAAAGUAUUUUUGUGCAGUGACCCCAUUACAGCACCACAUGUUUCAUUGAUUAUUGAGUCACAGUUGCCUAUUGGCGCUGGUUUGGGAUCAUCUGCAGCUUAUAAUACAAGUGUUGCAUGUAUAUUGCUUCUAUUAUCAGGAAGGAUUUCUACUGAAUCAAGUGAUAGUUUCAUUGAAUUGAAAAAUGAAAAUAAUUUGAAUAAAAUUAAUGAAUUGGCUUAUGAAAUGGAGAAAAUAGUUCACAAGACUCCAUCUGGAAUUGAUAAUUCAAUUGCCACAUAUGGUGGGGCGGUUUUGUUUGAAAAAGGGAAUCUUACCAAAUUAGAAAACAUGCCAAAGUUGCAGCUGCUUAUUGUUGACAGCCAAGUGCAACGAAACACAAAGACUUUGGUGUCAAAUGUGAAAGAAUUUUUAAAUAAAUUUCCUGAUAUUGUAAAUCCUAUAUUAGACGCUAUGCAUGGUAUCACUCUAAAAUCAGAAAUCCUUUUAAAAAAUAUUCAUGCCGAUCAGUUAAAUCAUGAAUUAUUAAACGAUUUAGGGAAACUUAUAAUAACAAAUCAAUGUCUCUUGUGUGGCAUUGGAGUGGGUCACCCUGCUUUGGAUAAAAUUUGCUUAAUUGCAAAAAAAUUUGGGUUUCCAGCGAAGCUAACUGGUGCAGGAGGUGGCGGUUGUGCAAUUAUUCUACUCCAUACUAGUUCUGGAUUACUUGAUAGCAAUGUCGAAAGCAUGGUAAAAGUACUUACAGAUGAAAACUUUAUAUGCAAAAAGGCAAUGUUGGGGGCUGGCGGAAUCAUGACUAAAUACACACAUCGCUAAUUUUUAAAGAAAGAAACACAAAAUUGACGAAAUUUUCCAAUCAUUGACAUUCUUGUUUUUUUGUUUUUAUAGU
Styela clava is the source of this 1288-nucleotide messenger RNA. RefSeq names its product mevalonate kinase-like. The record is from RefSeq and is a predicted model, not a curated record. Gene Ontology annotation, cellular component: cytoplasm; cytosol. Gene Ontology annotation, molecular function: mevalonate kinase activity; ATP binding. Gene Ontology annotation, biological process: isopentenyl diphosphate biosynthetic process, mevalonate pathway; isoprenoid biosynthetic process; cholesterol biosynthetic process. Lineage: Eukaryota; Metazoa; Chordata; Ascidiacea; Stolidobranchia; Styelidae.